GCUAGACCAAACUGUGUCUACGGUUGACAAGCAGGAAGAAGGCGAUUCCCUCUCAGCUAGCAAGUUGACUGCGAGACCUGAAGAGAGCUCUGUCCGUAGCUGCAGACGGUUCUGGAAAUGAAAGGUGUGUGUAAGCGCUCGCAGUAUCAGUGAUGGAUGAAGAACGCCAAAGACCAUCUGUGCCAUGGGAGAAUGGCACCCUGGCACCUGCACACCAUCUUUGCACCGAGAGGGCUGACAGUCCCACACCCGGCCUGGUGGAGGGUACAGAACCGGGUGCAGGUCAGAAAAACGCCAUGUUUGUCCAUGCGCAGUCCUUCGAGGAUCUGACUGCAGAGGCCGAAGAGGCCCGCAAGGAGGCUGAGGUGUUCGGAUCCCGAGAGUGCGCAGAGGAUGUCGGAGUGCUAGUGGAAGAGAAAAGAGUGGAGCAACUCAACAUUCCACCAGACUGCAGGAGCAAAGAGGAGGAUGUGUCUAGCGAGGCCUGGAGGAGCCACAAAAAGCACAUGUUUGUUCUGAGCGAGGCAGGAAAGCCCAUUUACACCCGCUAUGGCACGGAGGAGGCUCUGUCCAGCACCAUGGGGGUAAUGAUGGCCCUUGUAUCUUUUGUCGAGGCCGAGAACAACAUCAUCCGCUCCAUCCAUGCAGAUGGCUGUAAGGUGGUUUUCCUCACCAAGAGUCCGCUGGUCCUGGUGGGCGUUUCCCGUGCCUGUCGCUCAGACAAAGAGCUGCUGAGGGAGCUGCAGUACGUCUACUAUCAGAUUGUCAGCCUGCUCACCCUCACGCAGCUCAACCACAUCUUCCAACACAAGCAGAACUACGACUUGCGGCGCCUUCUGGCCGGCUCCGAGUAUCUCACCGACAACCUCCUGCAUCGGCUGGACCACGACCCGGGCCUGCUGCUCAGCGCCGUCACCUGCCUGCCUCUGGCCAGCUCGUCCAGGGGCGUCAUUUCGUCCAGCCUGCAGGCCGCCAAAUCCAAAAAUCUCGUCUUCUCCAUUCUGCUGGCUGGAGACCGCUUGGUGACUCUGGUUCGGAAGAAGGACCAGUUCCUUCACCACAUAGACUUGCACCUGGUCUUCAAUCUGGUGGGCUCGUCUUCAUCUUUCCGAGAAGGUGAAGGCUGGACGCCCAUCUGUCUGCCAAAGUUCAAUACCGCAGGAUUUUUCCAUGCUCACAUUUCCUAUUUGGAACCUGCGUCAGAGCUGUGCCUUAUCCUGGUCUCAACCGACCGAGAGGACUUUUUCAACAUGUCGGACUGCAAGCAAAAGUUUCUCGACAGGCUGAGUAAGCGCAGUGCUUAUCAAGCCCUGAAGGAGGCGCUGAAGUCUCGCAGCUAUUCAGUCGCACAAAUUGGCAUUCCAGAACUCAGGCACUUCAUGUACAAAUCAAAGAGCUCCGGGCUGUAUACCAGUCCAGAGUUUCCUUUGGUGUACCAGUCCGAUGAAGAGCAGGGGAGGCUAAUGGCUUUGUACCAGGACCUUCACAGCUAUGUGCACCAUCCGACCAGGCCCUUACGCUCCUUCUACCGCUGUGGGGAAACCGAAAACAUGAUGGCAUGGGUGACGAGCGGCUUUGAGCUUUACCUGUGCUUCAGUCCCCUGGGCACAAAGGCGUUGGCCAUUUCUGCUGUCAACAAACUACUGAAAUGGAUUAGGAAGGAGGAGGAUCGCCUCUUUAUCCUGAGUCAUCUAACUUAUUGACACUUCUCUGCCGAAAGCCUGAACGUGUUGACUCAGGAGUAUGCGUAAAUUACGUGUCAAAGCUAUGCACACCUCGUUUCCACUAAAUUAACGGUAUUGUCAAUUGUUAAAUUUAUCUUUGUGACUUUUUUGCCCAUGUGUUAUUUUUAUUCCUUUUAGUAUGGGUGAGAACUGUUCCUUAGGAAAGCAGCAUCCACACCCCAGCUUGCAUCACUUAGAAAAGUUUUUAAAUUGGAUGGACCGCUGCGGUUAAGCAACAGCCAUAACUGGAAUCCUUCUGCUGUGACGCCAUGAGUUAUUACAUACAUUCCUGUUUUUGUUUUUUUUCUGCACAUGAUGACCAUUAGUUGCAUCUUGCACCAAAUAACGCUCCAAAGAGAAAUGUCAUGGAUCACAGUUGUAAGUCUUCUGUCAUCUUAAUGUCAGCUUUGUGUGUUUUAAUUUAAAUACACCUGCACUUGGGGAUUGAUGAAGACGCUUUAAUCAGUUUCUAUUCCAACAAAUUCAUAUCUAGUGCAUAUAAAUUAAGGUAUUAAAAUAGGGGGUCUCUUUCUGUUUGUUUUAUUUUGCAAUAAAAUAUAACAC
This is a messenger RNA of Hippocampus comes (tiger tail seahorse), 2288 nucleotides long. It is a transcript of the gene mon1a, whose product is annotated as MON1 secretory trafficking family member A. NCBI's taxonomy places the organism in Eukaryota, Metazoa, Chordata, Actinopteri, Syngnathiformes, Syngnathidae. The transcript is spliced from 6 exons. Gene Ontology annotation, biological process: protein targeting to vacuole; vesicle-mediated transport. Gene Ontology annotation, cellular component: Mon1-Ccz1 complex. The record is from RefSeq and is a predicted model, not a curated record. The coding region runs from base 153 to 1703 and encodes 516 amino acids.